AUGGCUUCUUAAAAAUUUAUGGAAUUUUUAUCAAGUAAUGAUAAAUUAAGAAUGAAUGAUAUGAAAUUGAUUGAACAAGAAUAAUAUUAUAUAAACUAAUUAAAGGAUUAAAGAGAAAAAGUAAUAAACUAUUAUAUAUCAUAGAUGGAAUUAUUAAAAAUUGAAUUCUUAAAGAAGGAUCAUGUCAUAUUAGAGUUAUAAGGUCAUUUGGAAUAAUUAUAAGAUGAAUGUGAAUAACUAAGAGAAAUUUAUUAAGAACAUGUUCAAAAUUAAGAAAAUGAAUUUUAUAGAUUCAAUAAAUUAUAAGUGGAAAAAGAUAAUUUAAUUAAAGAUAAUGAAGAAUUAAAGGAUGUAAUUUAACAUUUACGAAAUGAAAAUGAAACUUUGAAUGUAUUCAAAAUGAAAUUAUUUCAUAGUCGUUAUAAUUUAAAAAUGAUGAUUAAUAAAGAUAGUUAUAAGAAUAAUUGGUUCUAUUGGCAGAAGAGAAUGCAAGAUUAAAGUAAGAAAUAGCAAAGUUAGAUGAAUUAUUAUUUACAUAUGAACCUUUAAAGGAAGAAAAUGAAAAACUUAAUGAAAAACUAAGAUAUUAUAAACAUGAAAAACACAAAUUAUCAUAAGAAUUAAAAUAAGGAAAACAAGAAAUUAAUAAAUAAAUAGAAGAAUUUAAAUCAGGUUAUGUUAAAGAUUUAAAAAAUGAAAUUUAAAGAUUACAAGAAUAUAAAGAUUAAUAUUAAUCAUUAAAAAUACAAAUUCAAGAUUUAGAAUAGAAAUAUAUAGAAGUUAUUAAUGAAAAUAAUGAUUUAAAACUAGAAAUUAAAUCUUUAUAUGAAAAAGAAGAAAGUGAAAUUAAAAUUAAAUCAGAAAUAGAUAGAGUAAAUUUAUUUUAUUAAAUUAAAGGUAAGAUAAGAUCUUAUGUCAGUAAGAUACUAAGAGACUUUAAAAUUAAAUGAAUUAUUUAAUGGAAUGAUUAGUUUGAGCAGUUUAGCAAACUCUAGAGAUCACUUUAAUUGA
Paramecium pentaurelia is the source of this 1011-nucleotide messenger RNA. The record is from the annotation of a GenBank genome assembly. NCBI's taxonomy places the organism in Eukaryota, Ciliophora, Oligohymenophorea, Peniculida, Parameciidae.